AUGUCAAGCACCAAUUUUCGCCUGGAAUCGUUUCGUCCUUGGAAUACUUUCCAAGACAAAGCUCAGCCAUUGCGCGAUCCCCCCGGUACUUCUCGCUACCCUAGUCCGAUCUCAAUCAGUACCACCCCGCCAAGCAUUAUCUCGGCGAUACGGGCGACAGCACUCCCGACCCUUGUAACGACUAAUGGCGCCGUGGGGCUAGAAUCAUCGUUGACUUCACGAUCGAUUGGUAUAGAGGAAUAG
Messenger RNA from Penicillium hordei, 243 nucleotides. RefSeq lists its product as uncharacterized. The transcript has a single exon. The record is from RefSeq and is a predicted model, not a curated record. Lineage: Eukaryota; Fungi; Ascomycota; Eurotiomycetes; Eurotiales; Aspergillaceae. The coding region runs from base 1 to 243 and encodes 80 amino acids.